UGUCUGUCUGUCUCUGUCUGUCUGUCUCUGUCUGUCUGUCUCUGUCUGUCUGUCUCUGUCUGUCUGUCUCUGUCUGUCUGUCUGUCUGUCUGUCUGUCUGUCUGUCUGUCUGUCUGUCUGUCUGUCUGUCUGUCUGUCUGUCUGUAUUGGAAGGUUACACAGCUCUGUGUGGUGAUUGAGCAGUCAUGUUUAUAUAAUUUACACACAUAUGGUUUGUCUAACCCAGGAGUCGGGAACCUAUGGCUCGCAGAUAAAACAGAAUAUUCUCACUUGUUUUAAUCCAUCCAUCGAUUUUUCACUGCGCAUGUCCUGUUCAGGGCUGCAGGAGCAAUUGUCCAUUAUUUCAAUUGGAUGAUACCGGCCCACGUUUGCCGUUGCUGGGUAAAACAGGUAAAGGCCCCCUUUUGAAAAAGCGGCAUUUCGACACGCCCCACGCUACCUUUGCAUCAAAAUACCCGACGGGAGACAGCAGAAAGAAAGCGUGCCAAGAGCUUCUGAGCAGGGUGCAAGCUAGCCAGCAGCAACUCCGCGUACGGACCCGGCAAGGUGACUAGAAUUCGGCUAGCUUUGCUGGUUCUUUAGCAAUAGUGAGAAACUGAAAAACAUUCACAGAUGGCGAGUAUGCUAAAACGUUCAUGCUGGAUGUAGCCAAUGAACUUUUUCAUGAUCUUCCGAACAAAGACAAGAUAAUCAAACGGAUACAAGACACGCCUCUGUCGGCAAGAACUGUUCUGUAAUGUGGGAAAAUGUCUGCAACAACCACAGCAGCAAAGUACGUGAAAGAAAAGGACCGCAGUCAUCGACGACUGGAACAUCUUUGUCUGCAGCCUUAUGUUGUGUUGCGCAGAGCAGACAUCAGUGAAGCUAUUCGUCCUAAGCAGGAGGAGCCGGACCGCACACGCAUUAAAGAGGAAGAUCUGGGCAAGGAGGUCCACCACUUCAAUGAACAAAUGGAGCAGAAGUUUCUUUGCACUAUUAAAGAGGAGGAAGAGCCGGAGCGGCCUUGUCAGAAAGAGGACAGAGAGGACUCCUGCGACAUCAAAAAGGAGGAGGAAGAUACCUGCGAGAUGCCAUUGACUGGUGUACUUGUGAAGCGUUUAGAUGAGGCUCAACGUGAGGUGAGCAAAGGGGCGGAGCCUCCAAGCUGCAGCUCAAGUCCACAUAUGACCAGAGAAGGUGAUGGAGACCACUGUGGGGCAUCACGAGCAGCUACACCAUCAGAUAGUGAUGACGUGUUGUCACAUGUUCCUGCUGCUGCUGAUGAUGAUGACGACUCUCAAAACAAACACAAGCAAUGUUCUCACUGUGGAAUUUGUUUUGCUCAUAGCAGUAGUUUGAAACAACACAUGAGAAUGCACACAAGAAAGAAAAACUUUUCCUGUUCAGAUUGUGGCCAAAUGUUCUCUCAGAGGAGACAUUUAAAUACGCACACAUUAACCCACACUGGCGAGAAACCUUUUUCAUGCUCAGAUUGUGGCCAAAAGUUCUCUAAGAGGGGACAUUUAAACAGGCACACAUUAACCCACACUGGCGAGAAACCUUUUUCAUGCUCAGUUUGUGGCCAGAAAUUCUCUCAUAGGGUAAGUUUAAAUAUGCACACAAGAAUCCACACUGGUGAGAAACCUUUUUCAUGCUCAGUUUGUGGACAAAAGUUCUCUCGGAGGGGACAUUUAAACAUGCACACAUUAACCCACACUGGCGAGAAACCUUUUUUAUGCUCAGUUUGUGGCCAAAAGUUCUCUCAGAGGGGACAUUUAAAUAUGCACACAAGAAUCCACACUGGCGAGAAACCUUUUUCAUGCUCAGUUUGUGGCCAAAAAUUCCUCAGUCGGGGGCAUUUAAACACGCACACAUUAACCCACACUGGCGAGAAACCUUUUUCAUGCUCAGUUUGUAGCCAAAAAUUCUCUGAGAGGGGAAGUUUAAAAAAGCACACAAGAAUCCACACUGGCGAGAAACCUUUUUCAUGCUCAGUUUGUGGCCAAAGGUUCUCUCAGAUGGGAAGUUUAAAUAUUCACACAAGAAUCCACACUGGUGAGAAACCUUUUUCAUGCUCAGUUUGUGGCCAAAAUUUCUCUCAGAGGGGAAGUUUAAAUAUGCACACAAGAAUCCACACUGGUGAGAAACCCUUUUCAUGCUCAAUUUGUGGCCAAAAGUUCCCUCGGAGGGCCAUUUUAAAUUCGCACACAUUAACCCACACUGGCGAGAAACCUUUUUCAUGCUCAGUUUGUGGCCAAAAAUUCUCUCAGAGGGGAAAUUUAAAUAUGCACACAUUAACCCACACUGGCGAGAAACCUUUUUCAUGCUCAGUUUGUGGCCAAAGGUUCUCUCAGAUGGGAAGUUUAAAUAUGCACACAAGAAUCCACACUGGUGAGAAACCUUUUUCAUGCGCAGUUUGUGGCCAAAAGUUCUAUCACAGAGGAAGUUUAAAUAUGCACACAAGAAUCCACACUGGCGAGAAACCUUUUUCAUGCUCAGUUUGUGGCCAAAAAUUCUCUCAGAGGGAAAAUUUAAACACGCACACAAGAAUCCACACUGGCGAGAGACCUUUUUUGUGAUCAGUUUGUGGCCUAAAAUUAAGUCAUAAGCAUCACUUAAACAGGCACACAAGAAUCUACAUUGGCGAGAAACCUUUUUAAAGCUCAGUUCGGCCAAACAGUCUCCCAGGGUAAACUUAAUCAGGCACGCAGGAGCCAAAGAGUCUCUGUUAAGAAUUCCGAGUGUUUUGGAGAGAUGAGCAAUGAUCCAUGAAGUUCUCACCUUCUUUUUGAGCAGACUUUAUGAGUUUAUGCAUCAAUGAUAGUUCUAUUCUACUAUGCACCUUUUGAUUGAGAUGCUGAACUCCUUUAAGUUCAAUUCAUUUUAGUUUUACCUAUGAAUUUGAAAAUAAAGUGAACCGACCUCGGGAUGAUACUAGUUUUGUAUUUUUCAUGAUACCUGAAGUUUAUUUUGUUUUUAGUUGUGUGUUCAUAUUUAGGGCAAGUUGCUUGGUUCUUAUUAGUGUCGGUUCAGGAUUUAGUUUUGUUCAGCUUUUCAUGUUCAUGCCUGGAAAGCGGACUUUAAACCGAUGAUGUGGAUAAGAAAAAUGAAAUAGUGUUGGAUAUCCCCCAUUUUUCUUCAACUGUCUUUUUUGUUACUUUACCUUACUAAUAACAUGUUAAAAUGUACUCGAGAUGUAUUAAGACAUUUCAUUAAAGAGUGUUUUACCUCACAGUA
Messenger RNA from Syngnathus typhle (broad-nosed pipefish), 3216 nucleotides. RefSeq names its product gastrula zinc finger protein XlCGF57.1-like. Gene Ontology annotation, cellular component: nucleus. The record is from RefSeq and is a predicted model, not a curated record. Gene Ontology annotation, molecular function: RNA polymerase II transcription regulatory region sequence-specific DNA binding; DNA-binding transcription factor activity, RNA polymerase II-specific. Bases 747 to 2558 code for a protein of 603 amino acids. Gene Ontology annotation, biological process: regulation of transcription by RNA polymerase II. Lineage: Eukaryota; Metazoa; Chordata; Actinopteri; Syngnathiformes; Syngnathidae. The transcript has 3 exons.